Molecule: messenger RNA, 769 nt
Organism: Peromyscus eremicus (cactus mouse)
Lineage: Eukaryota; Metazoa; Chordata; Mammalia; Rodentia; Cricetidae
Product: membrane progestin receptor delta-like
Exons: 3
Coding region: 19-573 (184 amino acids)
Cellular component (GO): membrane
Molecular function (GO): signaling receptor activity
Source: RefSeq, a predicted model, not a curated record
CCUGUACUCCCCCCAGGGAUGGAGACCAACCCACUUCUCUUGCCCGUCAGGUUCCCAGAGCUAGACCAGCCCAGGUUCAGCAAGGCUCUGCGCACAGCCGCCUUUGUCUACCCCUUCCUGUUUGACAACCUCCCGCUGUUCUACAGGCUGCAGCUGUGUUGGGGCAGGGCCCACAGCUGUGGGCAGGAGGCACUGAGCUCCAGCCACGCCUACCACCUCCUCUGUGCUCUGCUCACGGGCUUCCUUUUCGCAGCCCGUCUGCCAGAGCGCCUGGCACCUGGGCGCUUCGACUAUAUUGGCCACAGCCACCAGCUGUUGCAUAUCUGUGCAGUGCUGGGCACCCAUUUCCAGCUGGAGGCAGUGCUGGUUGAUAUGGGAUCCCGCAGAGCCUGGCUGGUCAUACAAGAACCCACCCUUGGUCUGGAGGCUACCGUGGCCACACUGAGCCUGGCAGUGAUUGGGAACCUGCUCAUCAUCGCUGCCUUCACAGCCUCUCUGCUUCGGAUCCCUGGAACCUGUCCCCUGCUGCAGGGUAACCCGCUAGGAGCGGGACUCCAGGCUAAACAAGAGUGAGGCCCAUCUCCGGGACUGGCGUGGAGGGAGGCAGAGGCCAGGCCUCACUGCUGUGGAGGGGCCCUGACAGGGGCCUGAGAAGGCAGAGGCUGUUCUGAACGGAGUGGCUGAAGAGAAGAGGAAGUCUAGGGGGCUGGUGGAAGGACAGGACCCUAGAGGCAAGUAGUGAAGGCCAGUAAGUGGAGACAGGUACCCA